Molecule: messenger RNA, 2321 nt
Organism: Scleropages formosus (Asian bonytongue)
Lineage: Eukaryota; Metazoa; Chordata; Actinopteri; Osteoglossiformes; Osteoglossidae
Gene: glud1a
Product: glutamate dehydrogenase 1a
Exons: 13
Coding region: 210-1859 (549 amino acids)
Biological process (GO): L-glutamate catabolic process
Cellular component (GO): mitochondrion
Molecular function (GO): L-glutamate dehydrogenase (NAD+) activity
Source: RefSeq, a predicted model, not a curated record
GGAGACGCACGCGUUUCGGGAAGCCCCGCCCCUUUGCGUGAGGGGACCCAGCGGCUCGCCCGGCCCUCAAAGUAGAGGAGGGAGUGAAAAGAAGGUCGCAACUGGGCGUAGAGAGGAGGACUCUUUGUUUUCUUUGCUUCCCACCCUCUCCACGAUUAGGCUUCAUUUUUAGUUUCCCGCAGAGCCCCUGAACGCUUACCUCUGUCAGCAUGUACCGCUAUCUUGGCGAGCUGCUCACCCGAGGAGCCGGUAGCGCUUUGGCCUCGGCCUCCGCCGCCGACUCCGCCGCGCUGCCCGCUUCCGCGUCCUCCUGGACCUGUCUGCCGCGGCUCCGCCGCUACAGCGAGGCGGUCACCGACAAGGAGGACGACCCCAACUUUUUCAAGAUGGUCGAAGGCUUCUUCGACCGCGGCGCUGCCAUCGUGGAGGACAAGCUGGUGGCGGACUUGAAGAACCGCGAGUCGCCGGAGCAGAAGCGCCACCGGGUGCGAGGAAUCCUGAAGAUCAUCAAGCCGUGUAAUCACGUCCUGAGCGUCUCCUUCCCCAUCAAGAGGGACAACGGCGAAUGGGAGGUGAUCGAGGGCUACCGGGCGCAGCACAGCCAGCACCGCACGCCCUGCAAAGGAGGUAUCCGGUACAGCACUGAAGUGUCUGUAGAUGAGGUCAAGGCUCUGGCAUCUCUGAUGACCUACAAGUGUGCUGUUGUGGAUGUGCCAUUUGGAGGUGCCAAAGCUGGAGUGAAAAUUAAUCCAAGAAAUUAUUCUGACAGCGAGUUGGAAAAAAUCACACGAAGGUUCACCAUUGAGCUGGCAAAGAAAGGCUUCAUCGGCCCUGGCAUCGACGUCCCUGCGCCGGACAUGAGCACUGGAGAGCGGGAGAUGUCCUGGAUCGCUGACACGUAUGCCAACACUAUGGGCCACCAUGACAUCAAUGCGCACGCUUGUGUGACAGGGAAGCCCAUCAGCCAGGGGGGUAUCCAUGGUAGGAUCUCAGCCACUGGCCGUGGGGUCUUCCAUGGCAUUGAGAACUUCAUCAAUGAGGCAUCCUACAUGAGCCUGCUGGGCCUCACUCCUGGAUUUGUGGACAAGACCUUCAUCAUCCAGGGUUUUGGUAAUGUGGGUUUGCACUCCAUGCGUUACCUGCAUCGUUUCGGUGCUAAGUGUAUUGGAGUUGGGGAAAUGGAUGGAAACAUCUGGAACCCCAGUGGCAUUGACCCCAAGGAACUGGAGGACUACAAGUUGCAACAUGGCACCAUCGUGGGCUUUCCCAAUGCCGAGCCAUAUGAGGGCAACAUCCUGGAGGCUGACUGCCACAUUCUAAUCCCUGCAGCCAGUGAGAAACAGCUGACAAAGAAGAAUGCACACAACAUCAAAGCCAAGAUCAUUGCUGAAGGUGCCAAUGGCCCCACGACCCCAGAAGCUGACAAGAUCUUCCUGGAGAGGAACAUCAUGGUCAUCCCGGAUUUGUACCUGAAUGCAGGCGGUGUGACAGUCUCCUACUUCGAGUGGCUCAAGAACCUGAACCAUGUCAGCUAUGGUCGACUCACAUUCAAGUAUGAGAGGGACUCCAACUACCACCUGCUGAUGUCCGUCCAGGAGAGCUUGGAGAGGAAGUUUGGAAAGCACGGCGGGGCCAUUCCUGUGGUUCCCACUGCGGAGUUCCAGGCCAGGAUUGCUGGUGCCUCAGAGAAGGAUAUUGUCCAUUCUGGCCUGGCCUACACUAUGGAGAGGUCUGCAAGGCAAAUCAUGCGGGCAGCAAACAAGUAUAACCUGGGGCUGGACCUGCGGACAGCUGCCUAUGUCAACGCCAUUGAGAAGGUCUUCAAGGUGUACAAUGAGGCUGGCUUAACCUUCACAUAGACGUGGCCUUCGUCAUCCUGUCUCUCCGUCCAGCUGUCUAUGCAUACCCGCUGCUCAUCCCGAUGCAGCCUUGAUAACAUCGGGCGUCUUCAUAUUAUGCACCCCGAGCUCUGUAUGGUAUACCGUGUAACUGACUUUCUGCCUCUCAAGCUCCUAGACAGUGAAGGAAUUCAACAGGAUUUCUCUGCUUCCAUAUCUGUUUUUACUCUAAGCCUCAGGCCAAAUGUCUUCACUGUGACUCUGAGCUCCUCUGGCUUCCAUUCAUUUAUUUUUUCUGUUGCCAUAUAGUUUUUCCUGUCUUCAGUACAUUUCAGACUAUAAAACUGUAUCUCCGUUGCUGUAAAUGCCAAAAAUUUUAAUCCAUGACUCUGGCCGCUUAGCCCUCCCCAUGUGGGGCGAACCAGCUGGAAGCAUGUCUUUUAUACACCUAAUCUUUAAAAAAAAAAAAAAAAAAAAAAAAAA